Molecule: messenger RNA, 3590 nt
Organism: Melanaphis sacchari
Lineage: Eukaryota; Metazoa; Arthropoda; Insecta; Hemiptera; Aphididae
Product: bestrophin-4-like
Exons: 10
Coding region: 526-2229 (567 amino acids)
Molecular function (GO): chloride channel activity
Source: RefSeq, a predicted model, not a curated record
CGUACCUGCAGCUGUACCUAACAGCGUAUACGAGCCGGCGGCGUCAGUCAAAAAGCGCGCGCGCGACGCGUAGAAUCGUCGUCGUCGUCGAGUAAUACCUAAAACGCCAUCGCCGAACCGCACGCGAUAAACAUUUCACGACGAUCGAUAGAAUUUCGAGCCGAUCCAUAGUGGAAAAAUCGCCGGAGAAAAAAACAUCGAUCGUUUUAGCAAUAAUAUAAUAAUAAUAAUAAAUCGCAAUCGUCACGCGUUCCACCGGCGACGGCCCAAAAUGAAAACGACACGUCGACGACGGAACCGAAGACCGUAAAAUGAUAUAAUAUGAUAUUACAUAUCGUACGUCAUUUUUUCGUCGUACAUGAUAUUAUUAUGUGAUACCGCGUUACCCGACUUGACCAGUCGUCGUCAUUGUCGGCAGCAUCGAUCCCCGUGUGCCGACAUUACCGAGCAGCGAGCGGAUGCUGCCCAAGACGUCGUCAAUCAUCUACAACGCGGGCCCUAAGUCCUACAUCGCCGCCGACCACGAUGACCGUCAGCUACCAGUCCAAGGUGUCGUCGUCGAGCAGCGCGGGUUUCACCAAACUGUUGUUUCUGUGGCGGGGAAGUCUGUACCAAGUACUGUACAGGGAGCUGUUGCUGUUCAUGGUGGCGUUCAUCAUCAUCAGCACCCUGUACCGGAACGCAUUCACCGUCUCGCAAAAAGAAAUAUUUGAAAAAGUAGUUCGAUAUUGUGAUGCCUUUAUUACUCAAUUGCCAUUAUCAUUCAUCUUAGGAUUUUAUGUAACGUAUGUAGCUAAGAGAUGGUGGAAUCAAUACUUGGCGAUUCCGUGGCCCGACAGAGCAAUGCAUGUAAUAACAAUGUAUGUAGAGGGCAAUGAUGAUUACGGAUGUAUGAUUCGAAGAUCACUAAUGAGAUAUUUAAUUUUGACAUUGAUUUUGGUGUUGCGUUCUAUCAGUUCACCGGUAAAAAAACGUUUUCCGACAUUAGAGCACGUCGCUGAGUCAGGCUACAUGACCGCUGACGAGAUAGAAGUAUUUUAUUCGCUCCCCAAGGUAGAAUUUAAUACUUAUUGGGUGCCUUGUACUUGGUUCAUAACUUUGUUGAAAGAAGCCAGAAAAUCUAAGCGAAUAGAAGAUUCCGAAGGAGUCAAGCUCAUUAUGCAGGAAUUUAUCGACUUCAGAACAAAAUGUGGUUAUUUGUGGAGUUACGAUUGGAUUAGCAUACCGUUAGCGUAUACACAGGUCGUUACAAUUGCAACAUAUUCGUUUUUCAUUACUGCCAUUGUCGGGAGGCAAUACGUGGAAGGAUCAAACAAAAUGCUGCAAACAGAACUUGACGUGUAUAUACCGGUGUUUACAAUAGUUCAGAUUUUAUUCUUCAUGGGACUUUUAAAGGUAGCAGAACAAUUAAUAAAUCCUUUUGGUGACGACGAAGAAGAUUUUGAAUUAAAUUUUUUAAUCGAUAGACAUACAAAGGCAUCCUUUUUGGCGGUAGAUUACCUUGCUAAAAUUAAACUGCCUUUGGUCAAAGAUAUUUACUUCAACGAAUUGGAAGUAUCAAUUCCUUACACAAGCGCGUCUGCACCGUUCAAGAAAAAAUCGCAUAGAGGAUCAGUUCACCACAUGCCUGUUCCUGAAGACCAACAUAUGAUGUUCUUACCCGAAAUCAUAGAAGAGGCAGACCCCGAUCAGUCGAAAAGCAGAAGGCCUUCGAUGUGUUCAAACAAAAAUGAAGGAAAAAUCAACUCGAACUGCAAGGAUAAAGUUAAUGAUUCCUUUGGCAUUAUGCAGGUAGUACAACAGCGGUCAUCAUCGAACGGCUGCGGCGAAGUCGGUGGAUUUGGCGGCGGAGGACCGAAUUCGAACGCGCCGACCAAACGCGGGGGCGGCGGUGGUUUCAAGCAGUUAGCCCAACGCAAAUCGGACGCCGCACAACCAGUAGUACUGGUGUCAAUGACCCGGCGACCGAGCUGCAAUUCGGGACAGUGGAAGCCGUUCAAGUGGAAAUCGUCGGACUGCGGCGAACAACGACGCGCUUCCGUCGGAGCCGGUUCGCGACCGGAACGGCAUCAGCAGACGAAUGUGGAUCUCCAGAAACGUGUCCGACCGGAAACAGUGAUGGCGGCGGCGGUGCCGGCGAUAGUACCGGAAGGACACGUCAACACGGCGUUCGUACCGGACAGACUGCAAAGAGACGUGUGGUCGGUGCCUGCAGACCUAAGUCUCUGAAAGCCGCGGGGUGCAACAGCUGAUAUCGGAGGUCCCCUUAAUAAAUUGCUGUUUUGUGAGUCAUGCAUUAUUGUGAUGCGUUGAUUAAUAUUCCUCCGUGGUAUUUGAUAAACGGUGAGGAUAAAUUUAAAAAACAAAAACACCUCUACACUGGGUGGAUACCCCCGUGACUCGUGUAUUCCUUUAAAUCGAUUCACUUGUAGGAAUAAAAUUGAAUCCUAAGCAGUCUAGAACGAACGGGCGCGAGUUAUUUCUUAAAAUACUAUUUUACUUGACCAUCAGCCCUGAGACCCCAAUGCGCAUUACACCCCUGCUAAAUCCGGUAUUGCGUGUUACGCGCAUUACUCAACAGCGGUGAAUUCGCGAAGGAAAUAGUCGUCGGCUAGUUUGACGUCAGAUCCACCCCCCCCCCCCCUCCACGCCAACGUCGCCGUUUAAUGAUUCUGAUCCCGGUAACACUUCAAAUGUAUAUGAUAUAAUAGUUAAUUCGGUGUAACAUAAAUAGGUAACCGCGUUAUCACGCAUGGGGUCAUUGCCAACCCUUUUUACAAAACCACGAGUUUUUUUAUGGUGUUAAAAUUAUUAUUGAUCCUCCUCCCCCCUCCCAUCCCAUAAAAAAUCUCAGCGACAUGGCUGUGGGAUCGAAGUACAAGUUAAACAUUUGAUCGUCUUGUUAUUUUUGUUCUUCUAUAAAAUACCCGAUUUGAUUAUUAAAUUAUAACUAUUUCGAUAUUCUUCGGUAACCCGAAUUUUCAUAAUCUAAAAAAAAGUACAGUACCUAUACAUAGUAUACAUUCUAAGUACACCACUGACACUAUAGUAUGUGUUUAAUGACGUUCUUUCAUAUUAAAAUCAAAUAUAUUUUAAUAAAACGAAAUAAAUUCCUUUUAAGAAAUACAUUUUUACUCUCGGGAAAUCGACUUGAAUUAAAACUUUACGAAAUUAAUCUUUUUAAACGGAUCGUUAAAUAGAACUGUUUUAUUUUAAACCAAGAAAAUUUCAUUAAAAUUCCAAAAUAUUCUGCUAGGUAAAAAAUAAUGUAGGUACAUUUAUUUUAGGAGAGACUAGUUUUAGUAUACCUACGUAUUCGUGAUAAUUUAUCCGAAUUGUCCGUAGUCCAAUUUUCGACGUAAUCUCCCCGUCAGCGUAAUUGUGUAUAAUUAUUAUUUUUUUCGAUUUAUCUUUAAGUCGUAUUAAAUUUAUUUAUAUCCCCACAUCAACAUCCGUUACAAAACAUGCCGUCUAUUCGCCAGUUACCAAUAACAUCCUUCGAAAAAAUAUCUAUAGCCUUGUACAGAUUAUAUUCCUUCUCGCAUUGAUUUUUUUGUUUUUAUAACACUGUAUAUAAUAAAUUAUGUAGG